Molecule: messenger RNA, 1821 nt
Organism: Onychostruthus taczanowskii (white-rumped snowfinch)
Lineage: Eukaryota; Metazoa; Chordata; Aves; Passeriformes; Passeridae
Product: vegetative cell wall protein gp1-like
Exons: 2
Coding region: 820-1821 (333 amino acids)
Source: RefSeq, a predicted model, not a curated record
CAUCUCCACCUAGAACCAGGAGUUCCAUGAGAUUCUUCCCCACGUGGUGAGCUCCAUCUCCACCAAGAACCAGGAGUUCCAUGAGGUUCUCCAACUUCACCACAUGUGAGCUCCAUCUCCAGCUGGACCUCAUGGACGGAGGGUAUCCAGGGAUUGUCUCCGUCCUUUCCCGCCCGGACAAGGAGAAGUCCUUGAGGUCCAUCCCGACCUUCUGGCUGUGUCACUGCCUGGUUCUUCGCUGCGGGAAUCACGAGGAACAUCCUGGAUCUGUGGGGUCUCCAUGGGGUUGGGAAGGUGGGAGAAGUUCACCUGGACACCAGGGGACUACAGUGACAUUUCUCCACCACAGGGAAAAGACCUGGGAGGUCCCCAUGGGACUGGUGGCCCUGGGGGGGGGUUGUGUCACCAUGUCACCAUGUCCAUCCUGUCCCACACACAUUGGCACCACCAGGACCUGUCUCGGAACCCACCGGGUCUGUUGGACCUGUCCCAGGACCUCCCAUCUGCUCCUGGUUCUUCUGGGCCCAUCUUGGGGUCCAUCAUCUCCUCCUGGCCCUCCUGAGCCCAUCAUGGGGUCCAUCAUCUCCUAUUGGUCCUACAGGACCCAUCUUGGGGUCCACCAUCAACUCCUGGAGCCAUUUUGGGGUCCAUCAUCUCUUCCUGGUCCUCCUCGGGCCAUACUGGGGUCCACCAUCAACUCCUGGAGCCAUUUUGGGGUCCAUCAUCUCUUCCUGGUCCUCCUCGGGUCAUACUGGGGUCCACCAUCAGCUCCUGGAGCCAUUUUGGGGUCCAUCAUCUCUUCCUGGUCCUCCUCGGGCCAUGCUGGGGUCCACCAUCAACUCCUGGAGCCAUUUUGGGGUCCAUCCUCUCCUCCUUGCCCUCCUGGGCCCAUCUUGGGGUCCACCAUCAACUCCUGGAGCCAUUUUGGGGUCCGUCAUCUCCUCCUCAUCCUCCUGGACCCAUCUUGGCCCUCAUCACCUCCCCCAGCUUCUGCUGGACCUGUUUUGGUGCCCUUUCCCUCCUCCUCCUGGACCCAUCCUGGUGUUCAUCUUCUCCUGGCCCUCCAGGUCUCACCUUGGUGUCCAUCUCCUCCUGCUCCUGCUGGACCCAUCCCGGUGUCCCCAGUGUCCUCCAGGACCCAUCUUGGUGUCCCCAAUCUCCUCCUGGACCCACCUUGGUGGCCCCCAUCGCCUCCAGGUCCAACCCUGGUGCCCCCAAAUCUCCACCUGGUCCUGCCCAACCCACCUGGGCACCAUCAUCUGCUCCAGAUCCCACCUGAGCACCCCCCAAAUCCCUCCAGGUCCUCCUGGUCCCCCCAGAUCUCCAUCAGGUCCCGUCCUGGUGACCCCAACCAAACUUGGUGCCUCCACCUCUUCCAGGUUUCACCUUGGUGACCCCAAAUCUCUUCCAGGUCCUGCGGGUCCCACCUUGGUGCUCCCAUCACCUCCAGGACCCAUCUUGGUGACCCCAAAUCUUCUCCAGGUCACAUCUUGGUGCCCUCAAUCUUCUUCAGGACCAACCUUGGUGCCCCCAGUCUUCUUCAGGACACCAUCAUCUGCUCCAGGCCCACCUGGGCACCCCCCAGCUUCCACCAGGUCCUCCAGGACCCACCUUGGUGCCCCCCAGUCUCCAGCAGGUCCCACCUUGGUGCCCCAACCUCUUCCAGGUCCGCCAGAUCCCACCUGGGCAACCCCAAAUCUCCACCAAGUCCCACCUUGGUGCCCUCCAGCUUCCAGCAGGACCUCCUUGGUGCCCCCACCACUUCCAGGUCCCACCUUGGUGCUCCCAAAUCUCCUCCAGGUCCUCCACAUCCCACCCUGA